AGCAGUUGCCAGAUGUUUGUUUAAAUGUGCCAUACUGGCUUGUGAAGAGCAGAACUAUGCCCAGGCUUUGAUCCUGUUGGACAAAUCCUUGGCCCUGGGUGGGAAUAAGAAGUUCUGGUACCAUUUCACAUUGACCAAGGUCAGAGCUGUAUUAGGGCAGAGACAUCAGGAUGCACAAGCCAAGGCUGAACUCAUUAUAAAGGAAGGCUGUGAAGCGCUCAAGCUCAACCUGGAGCAACAGGCCAUUCAAGCACCUGAGCUCACGUUCAUGAUUAUUUCACUAGAGAUGAGAGGUGCCAUGGAAUGUAUAAGUUCCAUCACUGGAAGUGAAUGCGGAGGAGCUCCUUCCACUGAGGCUCUGCAGAAGUUAACGUCUUCCUGUGAUAAACUCAGAGAUUGUGCCAUUCUUCUUCUUCUUAUUAUUAUUAUUAUUCUUAUUCUUCUUUUUUUUAUUUGCUCCGAUUGUUUACUUAACAGAUUUGCUUGGUUUCAGCAGCUGGUUGCAUAUAUUCUAUAUAUACUCUUCUUGUUAAAGCAAAGCUGUCCAUCACAAUAUGGCAUUCAGUGUAAUAUAUGCUGCUUGCUAAACUGCUGGACAGAACGAAAAAAAAAGAGAGGGAGGGACAGGAGGAAAAAAAGGGACAAAGGAGAAAAAGAAGAGAAGAAAAAAAAAAAAGAGAUUGUGCCAUUACGUUUACUAAGCUCAGCUACAAUGAGCAGGCUGCAGAAGCACAUGCAGAAACACUGAGGUUUGUCUGUCAGAAGUUCAAUCAAAUUUAAAAAUAAAGAAACUAAAAUUUAGUUUUUUUUUGUCUUUUUAGUCAGACAAAACUUAAGUGAUUUAAACAGUCGGCUCACACUUUAUCAGACUAAUGCUCACAGUACUUGCUCUGCCACAUACACAUACUUUUUUGUUUACUGUGUUAAUCAUCUAUUCUUCCUCUACAGAUUCUUGUCCUCCCAUGCAGCUGAUCCAGCCAGUAAACAGCAUUUCCUGCUCAAUGGCCUCUCCCAGAUGCAGUUAGCUGUCAUGUUACAGGAACACGUAGCUCAGAGAAUUCAGGACCUGCUAUACCCACAGGAGGAGAGCCAUCAACAGCUGCUACCAGCCAUCAGAAAACUGCUGCGCCUGCGACUGGCCUUGGCAGAAUUUUGUCUAGCCAUGUUGGAGGAGCACUGUGCUGAGGAAAAAAGCCAAGCUGUGGCUCGGAUGCCGAAAACCUCUGUUAUGAUAGCAUUGGAGGAUUUUACACGCUGCACUCCUGAACCUGACUCUUUGGAACAGGAAUGGGUGAGUGUGGGUAGCACCUUGGGACAGGUUGCUCUGAGCCAACUUGCUGCAGUCCGUUCCUACAAGCUGGUCAACAUGGAGACCAGAGCUCGAUGCCUGACUCUGAUGGGGACGUACCUUAGACUGCAGGCUGUGCAUGAAGGACCUGUUCAAAUGUGCUUCCUCUGGGGCAGAAACAAGCAGAGUUGCUGUACUGUAUCUAUGAUUGCUGAGGUCCUCAGUUCUGCCUGUGCAAACACCAGUGUGUCCCAGUUCUUGGCUCUGCUCAGUUUUCACAGGAAACUGCUUCUUGCACAGGAGGAGAGGCCCAACAGCAUGCUUAGGGGGGUGGAGGACUCCCUCAACAGCCUUUCUAAGGUACUGGGUCACCAACUCCCCAAUGCAUGA
This is a messenger RNA of Betta splendens (Siamese fighting fish), 1678 nucleotides long. RefSeq lists its product as uncharacterized. The record is from RefSeq and is a predicted model, not a curated record. Lineage: Eukaryota; Metazoa; Chordata; Actinopteri; Anabantiformes; Osphronemidae. The transcript has 6 exons. Bases 1016 to 1678 code for a protein of 220 amino acids. Gene Ontology annotation, biological process: cilium movement involved in cell motility; axoneme assembly.